Prunus armeniaca (apricot) is the source of this 774-nucleotide messenger RNA. The record is from the annotation of a GenBank genome assembly. Lineage: Eukaryota; Viridiplantae; Streptophyta; Magnoliopsida; Rosales; Rosaceae.
AUGGCUAUGAAAGCAAUGAACAUCCUGCAAUUUCUCUUGCUUAUCCUCCAACUAAGUCUUCAAGCCACACAUGGCAUUGGCAGAUAUGGUGGUGAAUGGCAAACUGCCCAUGCAACAUUUUAUGGUGGCAGUGAUGCUUCUGGCACAAUGGGAGGGGCAUGUGGUUACGGAAACUUGUACAGCCAAGGGUACGGAACUAGUACAGCAGCUCUAAGCACUGCUCUGUUCAACAAUGGUUUGAGCUGCGGGGCAUGUUAUCAAUUAAGAUGCAACCAUGAGAGUGACCCCAAUUGGUGCCUCCCUGGUGGCAUCACUAUCACAGCCACCAACUUCUGUCCUCCUAAUAACGCUUUGUCCAAUGACAAUGGUGGGUGGUGCAAUCCUCCUCUUCAACACUUCGAUUUGGCUGAGCCUGCUUUCCUGCACAUUGCAGCCUAUCGUGCCGGAAUUGUGCCCGUACUCUUCAAAAGGGUUCCAUGUGUGAAGAAAGGAGGCAUAAGGUUCACCAUGAAUGGUCACUCAUACUUCAACUUGGUGUUGAUAACAAAUGUUGGGGGUGCAGGGGAUGUGAGAGCAGUAUCGAUCAAGGGGUCUAAAACAGGGUGGCUGCCAAUGUCAAGAAACUGGGGCCAAAAUUGGCAGAGCAACUCCUACCUCAAUGGCCAGAGCCUCUCCUUUAAAGUCACCGCUAGCGACGGACUCACACUCAUCAGCUCCAAUGUCAUGCCUGCUGGUUGGAAAUUUGGACAGACCUUUGAAGGUGGUCAAUUUUAG